GUUUCCGGAGGAAUGUGCCUCCCGAUUAGCCGCCUUACAUCACUUCCUAUGGUGCUGGCGGAAGUUGCUUCUGAGAGCAUUGAGAUUUGGAAGAGUGAGCGGAAGUGGUUGCGUUUGGUCGGUACCGGGUAGUCGCGAUGGCGGCGGUGGAUUCGGAUGUCCAGUCGCUGCCGCGUGGGGCUUUCCGCUGCUGCCUCUGCCACGUUACUACAGCCAACCGACCCAGUCUGGAUGCUCACUUGGGAGGCCGGAAGCACCGGCAUCUGGUGGAACUACGCGCUGCCAGAAAGGCCCAGGGACUUCGAAGUGUGUUUGUCAGUGGCUUUCCCCGGACUGUGGAUUCUACUCAGCUUUCUGAGUACUUCCAGGCGUUUGGACCUGUGGCCAGUGUUGUCAUGGAUAAGGACAAGGGAGUAUUUGCCAUCGUGGAGAUGGGGGAUGUGGGUGCCCGGGAAGCUGUUCUGUCGCAGCCCCAGCACAGCCUGGGAGGACAUCGCCUGCGGGUCCGUCCACGGGAACAGAAAGAAUUCCAGAAACCCACCUCCAAAUCUCCCAAAGGAGCGGCCCCUGACAGUCACCAGCUAGCUGCAGCACUAGCUGAGGCCCCAGAUGUGGGGGCACAAAUGGUAAAGCUGGUGGGGCUGAGGGAGUUGUCCCACGCCGAGCGGCAACUUCGGAGCCUCGUGGUGGCCCUGAUACAGGAGGUCUUCACAGAGUUCUUCCCUGGCUGUGUGGUCCAUCCUUUUGGCUCUUCCAUAAACAGCUUUGAUGUCCAUGGCUGCGAUCUGGACCUCUUCCUGGAUCUGGGUGACUUGGAAGAGUCCCAGGCAGUCCUAAAGGCUCCAGAGUCUCCAUCCUUGGACUCGGCCCUCGCAUCCCCACUGGAUCCUCAGGCCCCAACCUCCCCUUCAGACUCACAGCCUCCAGCUUCUCCCCAAGACUCGGACGCCUUGGACUUUGAAACCCCUUCCUCCUCCCUGGCACCUCAGACUCCAGACUCAGCUCUGGCCUCUGAGACCCUUGCUUCUCCCCAGUCCAUGCCUCCAGCCUCACCACUGCAGGAAGAACAGGGAGAGGGGGACUUGGGAAAGGCUCUGGAACUAGCAGAGGCCCUGAAGGGGGAGAAAACAGAGCAGGGAACCAUGCUGGAGUUGGUGGGGUCCAUUCUUCGGGGCUGUGUUCCUGGAGUAUACCGAGUCCAAACUGUGCCCUCUGCCCGACGCCCUGUGGUCAAGUUCUGCCAUCGGCCUUCAGGUCUCCAUGGUGACGUCUCCCUCAGUAAUCGGCUGGCCCUGCAUAACUCCCGCUUCCUGAGUCUGUGCUCUGAGUUGGAUGAGCGAGUGAGGCCCCUUGUGUACACCCUCCGUUGCUGGGCGCAGGGUCGAGGGCUGUCAGGGAGUGGCCCCCUUCUCAAUAACUACGCCCUGACCUUGCUCGUGAUCUAUUUCCUUCAGACCAGGGACCCUCCUGUAUUGCCCACUGUGUCCCAGCUCACUCAGAAAGCAGGUGAGGGCGAACAGGUGGAGGUUGAUGGUUGGGACUGUAGUUUCCCCAGAGAUGCCUCGAGACUGGAGCCCAGCACCAAUAAGGAGCCCCUGAGUUCCCUGCUGGCCCAGUUCUUCUCCUGCGUCUCUUGCUGGGAUCUUCGUGGCUCACUGCUGUCCCUGAGGGAGGGUCAGGCACUGCCUGUGGCAGGGGGCCUGCCCACUGAUCUCUGGGAGGGUCUGCGUCUCGGCCCCAUGAAUCUCCAGGACCCCUUUGACCUGAGUCACAAUGUGGCAGCCAAUGUAACCAGCCGGGUAGCUGGGCGGCUCCAGAACUUCUGCCGAGCAGCAGCCAAUUACUGCCGAAGCCUCCAGUACCAGCACCGUUCUUCCCGGGGUCGGGACUGGGGGCUGCUCCCCCUUUUGCAGCCCAGCUCCCCUAGCUCCCUGCUGUCUGCAACACCCAUCCCCUUACCUCCUGCUCCCUUCACCCAGCUCACUGCUGCCCUGGUCCAGGUGUUAAGGGAAGCAUUGGGGUGCCAGAUAGAACAGGGAACCAAGAGACUGCGGUCAGAGGGAGGUGGAACUGGGGACUCUCCCUGGGGAGGGUCAUGCAAAAGACUGAAACUAGAUGGACAGAAUAAAAGCUCUGAGGAGGGGGAGCAGGAGCAGCAGGGGUGUGCAGGGCACCACAGCGAAGAUGAGGUGGAAGAAAUGGUGAUAGAGGCUGGAGAGACAGUGCAGGCCUGGGCCAUGCAGAGCCCUGGGCAGCCAGGGGAGCCUCCCCUAAUGACUGCAAAGCUUCUAGCUACUGGAGAAGAGGAGCAGUCAGGCCAUGCAGUACCGGCAGGGCAGGGCCCCAAAGGCUCUCAGGCAGCCCAAGGACGGUCCCAGGUUGAGACAAAAAAGGGGGUGUCAUCACUCUCAUCAGUGAGCUGGCGCUGUGCCUUGUGGCACCGAGUGUGGCAGGGGCGGCGGCGUGCCCGGAGAUGCUUGCAGCAGCAAACCAAGGAGGGCGGUGCAAGCGGUGCUGGCACAGGAGUAGGGUGGCUGGCGACCGAGGCUCGGGUAACCCAGGAGCUGAGAGCAUCGAGCAGUGCUGAACAGACGCCAGAAGCUGAGCCGCUCCUGACCUUUGUGGUGUCUGCCUCCCAGGCUGACCAGACUCUCACUGUGACCCCACUCCAGGAUUCCCAAGGCCUGUUCCCUGAUCUCCAUCAUUUUUUACAGGUUUUCCUCCCUCAAGCACUUCGAAUUCUCCUCAAGUGAAGACAGGGACGGCUAAAGGGCAAUAAAGCUGCUAGUUCAAUAAACACUAGUUUCCUCUGA
This is a messenger RNA of Miniopterus natalensis, 2813 nucleotides long. RefSeq names its product terminal uridylyl transferase 1, U6 snRNA-specific (gene TUT1). Lineage: Eukaryota; Metazoa; Chordata; Mammalia; Chiroptera; Miniopteridae. Gene Ontology annotation, molecular function: poly(A) RNA polymerase activity; RNA binding. Gene Ontology annotation, cellular component: nuclear speck. The record is from RefSeq and is a predicted model, not a curated record. Gene Ontology annotation, biological process: RNA 3'-end processing.